Molecule: messenger RNA, 990 nt
Organism: Lacerta agilis (Sand lizard)
Lineage: Eukaryota; Metazoa; Chordata; Lepidosauria; Squamata; Lacertidae
Product: proto-oncogene Mas-like
Exons: 1
Coding region: 1-990 (329 amino acids)
Biological process (GO): G protein-coupled receptor signaling pathway
Cellular component (GO): membrane
Molecular function (GO): G protein-coupled receptor activity
Source: RefSeq, a predicted model, not a curated record
AUGAGCAAUGAUGGCCUGGAAUCCUGGUCCACUUUGAAUGCUUCAUGGGAAGAUAUUGGAGCAGAAAAUGGAACUGACUUCCUAACCCCCCAGGAUGGUUUUGAUCAUGAAUCAUCACCAUAUAAUAUAGCAGCCAUUAUUCUAGAUUUCUUAAUUCUAGUUAUUAGCAUUUUUGGAUUAAUGGGGAAUGGAACUGUAAUUUGGUUUCUUGGUUUCUGCAUGAAGAGGAAUCCUUUCACCACUUUCAUACUACAUCUGGCUGUUGCUGAUCUGGGGGCUCUCAUAUGCUUAUGCUCUGUUUCAAUUAUGGGUCUUCUGCAGUCACCUUUUACUAUCUUAAAUCCCUAUAUGUUUUUGUUUCAUUUGUUGUUCAGGUAUUUUUUUAUGUUCAUGUACAACACUGGUCAAUAUCUGCUGACAGCCAUUAGCAUGGACAGGUGUGUUUCUGUCGUCUUUCCCCUUUGGCAUCAAUGCCACCGACCACCACACUUUUCCACCCUUGUGUGUGCCACAAUAUGGAUCAUUUGUUUCCUGCUCACUGUCAUCUGCUGGAUUCUUCCUAAUUUUCUGCUUAUCGAGGAUUCCAUUUUCUACCAGCUUCUAAUGAAUGCUAUACUUUGCCUCCCACUCAUGACUGUUUCUACUCUUGUCCUGUUUAUAAAAGUUUACUUUAGAUCACAACAGAGGAAGAAGGCAAAAGCUUUAACAGCCAUCCUACUUGCCCUCCUCUUCUUCCUCUUCUUUGCUUUCCCAUAUACCUGCAUUUUAUUAAUCUUUCUUUCCAAUAAGCUUGUAAACUUUAGUGCAUUAUUUCUUGGGCUCUUAUGCAGCUGCCUAAACAGCAGUGUUAACCCACUGAUUUAUUUCCUGGUUGGAAGAAAGAAACACAGUCGGUCAAGGGAGAGCUUGAAGGUCAUAUUCCAGAGGGUUUUCAAGGAGGAGGAAGAUUGCAGAAAGAAGGAAGACGCUCAGGUCCAAACCCGGAUCUAA